UCUAAACUCUCAUUGGCCGAUUCCUUCAUGUUCCUGCUCACCCAAGUGCCCAGUUUUGAGGUGCGUAUCAAGGCCAUGGUACUUAGAGAAGUGUUCCCCCCAGCCUGUGAGAACAUGAGUCGCGACAUUGAUGUCCUACGAACCGCCACAAAAGAGCUCCUAGACUGUGAGGAACUUCAUGCCAUCCUACACCUGGUGCUGCAGGCUGGAAACAUCCUCAAUGCUGGUGGUUAUGCUGGUAACGCUGUGGGUUUCAAGCUGUCCUCUCUCCUGUCUCUGGCUGAUACCAAGGCCAAUAAACCUGGCAUGAACCUGCUGCACUUUGUAGCUCUGGAAGCACAGAAGAAGGAUGAUAAACUUCUAGAGUUUCCUGGUAAACUUCAGCAUGUCCAGUAUGCAGCACGGAUAUCAGUGGAGAACGUGGAUGCAGAGUUCCAGUCGCUGUCGUCUCGCACACGCUCAGUGGAGGAGAGCAUCCAGGAAGAGACGGAGCUGCUGCUACAGCUGGACCACUUCCUACAGAAUUCGACAGCAGCCCUGGCUGAGUUGCAGAGGGAGAGACAGGAGUUGAGGAACGAAGGGAACAUUCUGAUCGACUUCUUCUGCGAAGACAGAGAGUCCUUCAGGCUGGACGAGUGUUUCAAAGUGUUCCAAGACUUCUGCCUGAAAUUCCAGAAAGCAGUCAAGGACAACCUGGAGCGUGAGCUGAAGGAGGCGUCUCAUCGUUGGAUACAGGAGCUCGGGGAGAAACGGGCGAGCGGAGAGGAGGUGGGCGGGGUCUUCGGAAUGCGCAGCAGCGAGACAGACAUAGAGGUGGCCCUAUCCCAGGAGGAGGGGCUUAUCGAGCUUCUCAAGUCCCGCCCAUGCUCGCCGCACAGCCCCCAGAUUGCACUGGGGCGUUCCGGAAGCGUCCGCCGUUCUCGCGGCUCUGCGUCCGCCGCGGCUGACCGUCAACUGACUAGCCUGCUAACUCUAGGCAUCACCUCUGACCUUCAGGUCGUAGGGGGGUCACCGAAUCCCGGGAGGCGAUUAUGGAGGGGGGCCGAGCAGCGGGAUUCCUCCCCCAUGAGGUCACCUGAAACUGGGCUGAGGAUUCCCAACAUCUCCCCUCUGACCAGACUUCAGACCCAGGGACCUGCGGGUCACACUCAACCCCAGAACCAGCACCCUCAGGUGGACUGGCCUGGUCCCCCCUCCUCUAUACCCACCUCCCUAGGACCGAGGCAUCAACCUCAACCUGGCAUCAACUCAAAUCACAGCCCUCAGACAGCAACCAUUGACCACAAACCUAGCACAGACCUGAACCCGACCCCUGACCCUGACAACAACCACAACCAACCCAGUGGUCUGACCGUCAACCUUGAACAACACACUCUGGUUCCUAAGCUCCGAGUGUUCGACCUCGUCUUGACCCCUCACGGUCACGACCAGGGAGAUGUCGUCACCGACACAGACCUGGAGAAGGAGAUUCCCAGAGACUCUAUCCUCACGGAUACCCAGGAGAAUUCCCAAGGGCGUUCUGAGGGGUGGGAACAGAGGGAGAAAGAGGUGGAGGAGAAGGGGAGGAUGGUGGCUGCAGGGAUAGUGGAGCCUGCUGUGGGUGACCUAGAGGAGGAGAGGGGAGAACAGGAGGAGGAGAAGAGGGGAGAACAGGAGGAGGAGAAGGGGGGAGAGCAGGAGGAGGGGAGAAGGGGAGGAGAAGGGUGUGUCUCGGACAGAGACACCCCCUCUGCCACCACCACCACCAGUGGGCGAAAAGCUGUCAUCCGCACCCUCAACUCCUCAGAGAACCAGGGCAUGAGGCGUGUGGUCCCUAUCUUCAAGGCCAGUCGACAUGGCUCGAUCCGGGAACAGGUAGAGAAACUCCCUGGCCACCAGAGCUCUGGUCCACGGACCACCACCACCACCUCCUCCUCCUCUAACCCAGCCAACUGCUCUCUUAGACGGGCAGAGAGGAGCUCCGCCACACCCCGUCGCAGUAGCCUCCAGGUCGACGACCCCAAGGCCAAGUCUGUGACCACCACGGGUGUCCACGGCAGUGCCCGAGACCAACCCCAACCUUCCACCCUCCAGAGGAAGCCGUCCUUCCGAAAGCCUCUCCGCCCCGUCGCCCCCAGACCGCCUCCAGAGGAAAAGAUGUGCCGUUCCACCCUCCGAGCCCUCGCCGCCGCCGGUGGGGCUGUUCCAACAGCGGGGGGUGGAGGAGGUAACAGCCUCAGUGCCCCCCCGACCCCCUCCCACCGUGGAGGUGUCUCCAACCCCACCCCCCUCCCUGGAUUUGCCCGAAACACAGCCGCUUCCUCUUUCAGACGGACCACUCUCCCCCCCGGGAGUACCCUCACCACCUCUAAAAACUCCCCCGUUCCUCCCCUGUCCCCUCUCCCGGACCCUCACCCCUCAGCCGGGCGGGGUCGUUGAGACACCACAGGGUGGCCCCCGCGGGCCCCCCAGGCACAGACAACCCCAUCAGGAGAACACAAAGUAUCAAGGGACCCCUGCCCCCACAGACCCUCCCUGACUCGCUGGCGCAGCCUAAAGGGCAUGCUGGGAAAAACAGCAGCACUUUCCCUGACAAGUCCACCCACCUCAGAGACUCCAGUAAAGCACUGAAACCCACCUGGAGAUAGAGGCCUAGUUCCAAUACCGACAACAUACUUCCUUUUCCCCGGCCUAGUUCCAAUACCGACAACAUACUUCCUUUUCCCCGGCCUAGUUCCAAUACCGACAACAUACUUCCUUUUCCCGGCCUAGUUCCAAUACCGACAACAUACUUCCUUUUCCCCGGCCUAGUUCCAAUACCGACAAC
Molecule: messenger RNA, 2806 nt
Organism: Oncorhynchus tshawytscha (Chinook salmon)
Lineage: Eukaryota; Metazoa; Chordata; Actinopteri; Salmoniformes; Salmonidae
Product: FH2 domain-containing protein 1
Source: RefSeq, a predicted model, not a curated record